Molecule: messenger RNA, 1448 nt
Organism: Phragmites australis (common reed)
Lineage: Eukaryota; Viridiplantae; Streptophyta; Magnoliopsida; Poales; Poaceae
Product: DNA-(apurinic or apyrimidinic site) endonuclease, chloroplastic-like
Exons: 8
Coding region: 250-1173 (307 amino acids)
Biological process (GO): base-excision repair
Cellular component (GO): nucleus
Molecular function (GO): endonuclease activity; phosphoric diester hydrolase activity; DNA-(apurinic or apyrimidinic site) endonuclease activity
Source: RefSeq, a predicted model, not a curated record
UGCCGCCGCCACGCUCCUCUGCUACCUCCAGCCGUUCCGUCCCGCGAGAUAUAUGCGUGCGCCGAGGGAGCCGCGCUGAGGGACAUCAGAAAACACAUCCGCAAGUUCGUUGCGGUAAAGACCUCGAGUUAGUUCGGCGGCGCAGUCGUCGCCGUCGGCCACAGAGAAGACGGAGUUUCUCAGGCUUCUUGUUCCUGCAGUCGUGGCUGCCUGAUUCCUGGAAUCAAGCAGAUCGUUACAUCGACAAAGAUGAUGAGCACAACAGCUUUUCAGCGUGGAUAUCCUACCCGGAGGUGUGAGCCCUGGACUCGGCUUACCCACAGAGAGAGAUUACCAGAAUGGUUCGCAUACAAUCCAAGAACCAUGAGACCUUCACCGCUUAGCAACGAUACCAAGUGCAUGAAGAUUCUGUCCUGGAAUGUUAAUGGACUGCAAGCUGUUGUAGAGUCAGGAUUUUCUGCACCUGAAUUGGCUUGCAGGGAGGAUUUUGACGUGUUAUGCCUCCAAGAGACUCACUUGGAGGAGAGGGAUGUUGAGUAUUUUAAGAACCUGAUAGAAGACUAUGAUAGCAGCUAUUGGUCAUGCAGUGUCUCAAGGCUUGGUUAUUCAGGAACUGCAGUAAUUUCGCGGGUGAAACCAAUCUCUGUCCAAUACGGACUUGGCAUACCAGCACAUGAUCAGGAAGGCAGGCUUAUUACUUUGGAGUUUGAUGAUUUUUACUUGGUAAAUGCUUACGUCCCAAAUUCUGGCCGUGGUUUACAAAGACUGAAUUACAGGGUCGAUACCUGGGAUCCAUCCUUUAGCAACUACAUAAAGAAACUGGAAGGUUCCAAACCAGUAAUUGUUGCUGGUGAUCUUAACUGUGCUCGCCAAAGUAUUGACAUUCACAAUCCUCCAGCAAAAACCGAGUCUGCAGGUUUCACAAUUGAAGAGAGGGAAUCAUUUGAGAGAAACUUUUCUAGCAAAGGCCUUAUUGAUACUUUCCGAAAACAACACCCGAAUGCUGUGGCCUACACCUUCUGGGGUGAAAACCAGCGCAUUACCAACAAAGGUUGGAGACUGGAUUACUUUCUUGCAUCAGAGUCUAUUGCCAACAAGGUCCAUGAUUCUUACAUUCUACCAGAUGUAUCGUUCAGCGAUCAUAGUCCAAUUGGCCUUGUACUGAAGCUGUAGACCCUGAUAGGACUCUCAGCGAUGAUAACUGAAGCAUGAAGGCCAAGCUACUUCGAAUCAUCCUCAAUAAAAGGCUUGCAGAAGAUUUGCUUAUCCUGGCUGAAACUAUUCAAAUUCAGGUGGUGAUAGUAGAUGUCGUAUUCACGUUGUGUUCAUGGAAUUAAAGGAUAGCCGAUGUCGUUCUUCAGAUAUCUUGUGAAUACAUUCCGCCAAAAAAAUGUACAUAUCCGCGGCCAUCACUUCGCAAGUUUGCAUCAUGAAUUUACGGUGCUAUA